AUGGUGCAUCAUAAGCCUAGCCUGAUUGUAGUUCUCAAACCACGUAUUAGUGGAAGAAGAGCAGAUGACGUUCCUUGGUUAGCUGCUGGUGAUUAUAAUGCUUUGCUUACUGCUGAUGAAAAAAGAGGGGGAGCUAUGCAUCGGUCUAGCAUUGAUAAAGACUUUGUGCAAUGGUUUGAAGCUAAUGAUGUCAUUGAUCUUGGAUUUCGUGGUCCAAAAUUUACAUGGCAGUGGGGAUGUCUAUUUGAGUGCUUGGAUAGGGCUCUGUGUAAUGAGGAUUGGCGUCUUCGAUUUAAGGAAGCUAGCAUCUUUCAUCUUCCUUGUCUUUAUUCGGAUCACAGACCUAUUUUGGUCCAGCUUAAUACGCUAGGAGCAUCUCACGCUUCAAAUAGACCUUUUAAGUUUCAAGCAGCUUGGAUGACUCACGAAUUAUUUGGUCAGUUCAUGCUUGAUAAAUGGAGUAGGAGCUCUGAUUUGAAGUCUUCCCUUAGUGGCUUAGCAGCAGAUCUAAAGGAUUGGAACUUUCAUGUUUUUGGGAAUGUUUAUAAGCAGAAAAGACAGUUGGUAGCUCGUAUUGAUGGCAUUCAACAUUAUCUGGAGAAUCGACAGUCUCACUUUUUGCAGAAGUUAGAGAUGCAGCUAAGAAGAGAGCUGGAGACUAUUCUCUAUUGGGAAGAAUUAAUCUAG
Hevea brasiliensis (rubber tree) is the source of this 687-nucleotide messenger RNA. RefSeq lists its product as uncharacterized. The record is from RefSeq and is a predicted model, not a curated record. The transcript has 2 exons. NCBI's taxonomy places the organism in Eukaryota, Viridiplantae, Streptophyta, Magnoliopsida, Malpighiales, Euphorbiaceae. Gene Ontology annotation, molecular function: catalytic activity. The coding region runs from base 1 to 687 and encodes 228 amino acids.